AAGGGAAAAAGUGAAUGGUAAACAGUAAUAUCUGGCGGUCCUUUUUGCUUUCUUUAUUUAACGCCAUCUCCGUUGACGUAUCUCGCCCCCAUAUUUCACAAGCCCCUCUCUCUCGUUCUCUUUUCGAUCGAUCCCUCUCCAAAAGCUCUUUCUCAGGGAUCUUCACCAGCAAUAGAAUGGGGCUAACAUUCACCAAGCUUUUUAGCCGGCUUUUUGCCAAGAAAGAGAUGCGUAUUCUGAUGGUGGGUCUCGAUGCAGCUGGUAAGACAACCAUUUUGUACAAGCUCAAGCUUGGUGAGAUCGUGACAACAAUCCCUACCAUUGGGUUUAAUGUUGAGACUGUUGAGUACAAAAACAUCAGCUUCACUGUGUGGGAUGUUGGGGGUCAAGACAAGAUUCGUCCACUAUGGAGGCAUUACUUCCAGAACACUCAGGGGCUUAUCUUUGUGGUUGAUAGCAAUGACAGAGAUAGAGUUGUUGAGGCAAGAGAUGAGUUGCAUAGGAUGUUGAAUGAGGAUGAGCUUCGAGAUGCAGUGUUGCUUGUAUUUGCUAACAAACAAGAUCUUCCAAAUGCAAUGAAUGCUGCUGAAAUCACCGAUAAGCUCGGCCUCCAUUCCCUCCGACAGCGCCACUGGUACAUCCAGAGCACCUGUGCAACUUCCGGUGAAGGACUUUACGAGGGUCUCGAUUGGCUCUCUAACAACAUUGCUAACAAGGCAUAAUGUGAUGUUUGAAUGCGGAUCCUGGAUGGGAGUUUCUCUCAUUCUCGUUGUUGUCUGAGCUGUGUGCGAUUCUGGGAUUUCUUCGUUAACCAGCUUUUUGUGCUUUUGUUCGUAGCAAUGUGUCUGAUAUAAUAUUUGGUUGUAUUGCAAGUAUUUUUUUUUUAAAUAUUAUCGUCUAGAUUUUGGUUUCAUAAACCUAAAGUUGUAACAGAGCUUAAUUUUGCUUGUUUUAUAUAGUUUGCUCCUAUUCUAUGCUUCA
This is a messenger RNA of Lactuca sativa (garden lettuce), 981 nucleotides long. RefSeq names its product ADP-ribosylation factor 2. NCBI's taxonomy places the organism in Eukaryota, Viridiplantae, Streptophyta, Magnoliopsida, Asterales, Asteraceae. Gene Ontology annotation, molecular function: GTPase activity; GTP binding. The record is from RefSeq and is a predicted model, not a curated record.